This is a messenger RNA of Chara braunii, 1085 nucleotides long. Lineage: Eukaryota; Viridiplantae; Streptophyta; Charophyceae; Charales; Characeae. The record is from the annotation of a GenBank genome assembly.
GUGCGCCUUUGGCAAUUGCACGGAUGGUCCCUGGAACUGCAAUGAUUGUGAAAAGUGUAAUAGAAUUUUCUAUACCUACAGKGACCAGGUCUGUAGGAGAAACCCGGACGAUCCGAUUUACGGGGAGUGCGUCAAAAUCGAUAUCACUCAGGUUACGUACCAGGACAGCAUCGUGUGGCGCGGACUCGACUGUAUCAUCAUCAGGAUCAAAAUGGACGGAUGAACAAGAUGAAGGAUCAGAAAGAAAGGCGACGACAUGUCGCCGAAGAGGACAAGUCACCGAAGUCUCAUCGAAGUAUCAUCGUCCGCGUCGGUGAAGUUUCUCCACGUUGGCCUCUUCUCCGCGUCAGUCAAUCAAUGGAUACCGGGAGGAGGGGAGGAGGGGAGGAGAGGAGGAGAGGAGGAGAGGGAGAUCCUCCUCUUCUCUCUUCGUCGUCCUUCGCCUGCUCGUUCUCUGGCCGCUCGUACAACAGCCUGGAUGACAUGUGGACGCUGGGAAGACAUCAGUGAAAUGGGUAUUGAGGAACGGGUUGGAGGAGGGGGAGGAGGGGGAGGAGGGGGAGGCGACGGUAAGGAGGACGGGGAGGAGGAGGAAAGGAAGACGGGGAGGAGGAGGUGGAGGAGGAGGUGGUAAACUGACAAUGACGGUGGCAUGGCAUCGACAAACACCUCCUCUUCUCCUCCUCCUGGCCCUCCCCUUUUGCAGUAGCUUCACAAUGCAUCCUCUAGGAUGGGUUCGUCUCCGUUUCUGUUUUGCAUUCUUGAUCGAAACCCAGCGCGUCCGGGAACACAAGAAAAAAAAAAAAAGGAACGCAUCGUACUGCCGGCCGCCUUGGGGAAGUUCCUACAGGUUUGAGGAUGUCCAGAAUCGUCAUAGGCUCAUAGCCUCAUAGGGGGAAUUGACAGAGUAACGUCAUAGUCACACUACUUGACUACUGAAUUUGGUCACUAUUUCUGGUCAGAUACGUCCCGGGUCAGCAUCGCUGUUCCUUCUGGAACUUGCUGCCAAUUGGUCUUCAUGUCUACUGGUCUGUUUAUAGCUGCAGUGUGACCGGAGGGGUUGAACGGAGUAUCACGCCUAUUCG